Messenger RNA from Cyclospora cayetanensis, 1482 nucleotides. Its product is annotated as AF4/FMR2 family member 4. The transcript is spliced from 5 exons. The record is from RefSeq and is a predicted model, not a curated record. NCBI's taxonomy places the organism in Eukaryota, Apicomplexa, Conoidasida, Eucoccidiorida, Eimeriidae.
AUGGAGGCUGCUGUAAGCCUUUGCGGCAGCGGCAGCGGACUGCCUGCGCCGCAGUGCCGUGUCGUUACAGCGGAGGAGCUGGCUGAGGAUACUCGACGAUUUGCCGCUUUUCAGUGGGCUAUUGGCAUUGGGGAGGCGCAGCAGAUCCUGUCACGUCCAGAAGAGGAGCCUGCAGCGGCAGGUGCGGCAGCCAGCGGCGCAGCAGAGCAGCAGCAGCAACAGCAACAGCAACAGCAACAGGAAAGGCCAAACAUCAAGUUCAGGGGAUGGGAGCCUGGAUCGAAGUGGUCACCAGCGAAUAGACGUCGUAUUGCAAAGGCGCUUGGCGCUGUACUGCAAGAGCCUUGCAGAGCUGUACUUUGCCCAGUGCCGUGGCACGAAGAGGGGUGUAGCAGCAACAGCAGCAACAGCAGCCAGCAGCAGCAGAGCAGCAGCAUUAGCAGCAGCACGACUUCGGCAGUAGUGUCGCCUCUGGGCGUUAGACUGGAGGUGAAGGAUGUUGGGCUUGUUGCAGCAGCUUUGGAUGUCUGCGUCGUGAAGGAGGCUAAGGGAAGGGCCUUUGUUCCCUUCCACACGUAAGUCUUGAAUGAGUCACCCAUCCCCGUGUUUCUAACGGAUCUCUCGACGUCGGCUGUAAAAGCGUCCGUAUGCAGAGGGCCAAGAGGCGUUCCCCUAAUUGUUUACGAACGCCUUUCGUUGGACGCUUUUGCCAGAGAACUGCAACUAGGUCACAAGAAACAAAGUGUGUUGCAGUCCGCUCUGCCGCAUGCCUCGGCAAUCCGUUUUGUUCUUUGCACGUGAUGCUCCCCGUUGCGGAUCUGCGUGCGCUGCGCAGCUAUGGCUUCAAAGGCCGUUGCGGAGGCGUUGAAGCGCCUCAAAUUAGGAUGGAUUUUGCCGCUAGGGCGCUGUCGCAUGCCCUUCGAGAGCGUCACGAACCUCAAAACACGAGCAGCGCCAGGCGCCAAUACUCCUGUUGUUGCUGCUGCUGCUGCUGCUGGUCAGCAGCAACAGCAGCAGCAGCAGCAGCAGGAGAGCAGUGCCGCUGCGGCAGAAGAUGCGGGAGGGGCGUUGUCUGCAUCUGUUCCUACUCCGAAGAAGCGAGGGAGAACAAAACAGGAGCAGCAGCAGCAGCAGCAGCAGCAACAGCAGGGGCAUGCCAAGAGGCAUCAAGGGCAGCAGUCUGAAGGCAAGAGCGACAGUCCUACCGCAGCGAAACUUAAGCUGGAAGAAGGUGCAGCAGCGAACGCAGGUGCAGCCGUUUCAGCCGCUGCGGAAGACAGCACGAGCGAGGAAGAGGUCAAGCAGAAGCUCUCGAGCAACAAAAAGGGAAAGAAAGUUGCAGCGGCUGCUCCACACGCCUCGAGAUCCGCAGAUUCGCCUCAGGGGCAGCAACAACAGCACCACAUGCAGCAGCAGCAGCAACAGCCGCCUCUGCGAAUGGACUCUUCAGACGAUUCGAGCGAAGAUGAUGAGGAUGACUGA